UGGGAGAUUUGACCCCCACCACAACGAAAUCUCGUAUCCGCUACUACGCUGACGUCAUUCAUGAGGAGGUUAUGAGCGGAGGUGGGGAGUAAAGUGUGUGCAGUUUUCAAAACAAGUCCAUCGUGAAACCGUCGUUGUAUGUUGUUGUGGUGCCGACAACAGUGAUAUUGGACGUUCAUCGUGACAGUGAGAAAUUUAUUUUUUCGUUUCUUAAGAAGCGUAGUGUCGUGCACGUAGUUGUGAAAUUCAUCAAUUAAAAAAAAUUAUAUAUAUCUAUAAAAAAAAUGGAUACAGCGCUUCGGGAACAGGUCAUGAUCAAUCAAUUUGUUUUGGCCGCCGGAUGUGCUCGAGAACAAGCUAAACAGCUGCUUCAAGCGGCCCAUUGGCAGUUCGAGACCGCUCUUAGUAUAUUUUUUCAAGAAGCUCCAGUACCGGCCUAUUCAUCAGCUUCCGCACAUUUCGGACAGGUUAUGACGCCGUGCAACACACCUGCAACCCCACCAAAUUUUCCCGAUACGCUACUGGCGUUCUCAAAAAUGAGCGCCGGUAGCGGAAGUAGUCCAUCACCGACGGUGGUGGUGCCUCCAAUCGCAACGGAUGCGACCAGGUACCACCAGCAACAACAAGCGCAGCCGCAGCAACAACGAUAAGAUAGAGUGUGAGGUUAUCGCGAUUAUUAAUAAUAAUAAUAAUUAAUAACGAUGAUGAUGAGUGACUGUUUUAUCAAAUUCAUAAGUUUUGUUUCUAAUUGUAAUAAUAAACGGAGAUCGGAUCAAGUCCCAAAGUUCGAUUUCCGUAACCUGACGAAAA
Molecule: messenger RNA, 810 nt
Organism: Onthophagus taurus
Lineage: Eukaryota; Metazoa; Arthropoda; Insecta; Coleoptera; Scarabaeidae
Product: UBA-like domain-containing protein 2-B
Molecular function (GO): protein binding
Source: RefSeq, a predicted model, not a curated record